Messenger RNA from Zerene cesonia (dogface butterfly), 1285 nucleotides. It is a transcript of the gene Ciao1, whose product is annotated as probable cytosolic iron-sulfur protein assembly protein Ciao1. NCBI's taxonomy places the organism in Eukaryota, Metazoa, Arthropoda, Insecta, Lepidoptera, Pieridae. The coding region runs from base 175 to 1185 and encodes 336 amino acids. The transcript is spliced from 4 exons. Gene Ontology annotation, cellular component: cytosolic [4Fe-4S] assembly targeting complex; cytoplasm; mitochondrion. The record is from RefSeq and is a predicted model, not a curated record. Gene Ontology annotation, molecular function: protein binding. Gene Ontology annotation, biological process: iron-sulfur cluster assembly.
AAAUGAUAAUCUUAUCUUGUCAAAUUAUGUAUUGCAAAUUGGAAUCACAAGUUUAAUAUGUCAUUGAAUUUGGUUCACAAAUUCACUAUUCGUAAAACUUGCAAUACUGAAGUAAAAACGAAGACAAUAUUGAGUAUAGCAUAACUAAGACUCCGUAGAGAUCUGUGGCAAGAAAUGGCUAAGUUAGAAUUACUGCAAUCAAUAAAUGCCCACAAAGGAAUAGUAUGGAACGUAUCAUGGCAUCCAACAGGCAAAAUAUUUGCUUCGUGUGGGGAAGAUAAAGUAAUUAAUUUAUGGAAUAAAGAGAACCAAGGAUGGGCAGUCAAGACAAUGUUGGUUGAUGGUCAUCAACGCACAAUUAGAGAAGUUGCUUGGUCGCCAUGUGGAAAUUUCUUAGCUUCAGCCAGUUUUGAUGGAACAACAGCUGUAUGGGAUAAAAAGAGUGGUCAGUUUGAAUGUAACGCAACAUUAGAGGGACAUGAGAAUGAAGUGAAAAGUGUAGCCUGGUCACCUUCAGGACAACUGCUAGCAACAUGUGGCAGAGACAAAUCGGUUUGGGUUUGGGAAGUGGCUGGUGAUGAUGAAUAUGUCUGUGAAGCAGUUCUGAAUGCUCAUAAUCAAGAUGUUAAAAAAGUUGCAUGGCAUCCUUCAUUAGAGAUAUUAGCUUCUGCCUCAUAUGAUAACACGGUUAAAAUUUACAAAGAAGAUCAACUGGACAGUGACUGGAACUGUGUAGCCACCCUUGAUUCACAUGACUCCACAGUUUGGAGUUUAUGUUUUGAUAAGACAGGGGAGCGACUUGCCAGUUGCAGUGCUGAUAACACUGUAAAAAUUUGGAAGGAGUAUAAGCCUAAUAAUGAAUUGGGUGUCAGUGUGCCUAAUGAAGAAUCAGCAUGGAAAUGUAUAUGUACAUUAUCAGGCUAUCAUACCAGGUGCAUUUACGACAUUGCUUGGUGUCAUCACACUGGCCUAUUAGCAACAGCCAGUGGGGAUGACAUAAUAAGAAUUUUCAAAGAGGCGGAUAAUUCAGAUCCUAAUGCACCCACUUUUGAUUUAAUAUGCAAAAAAUACAAUGCUCAUUCUCAAGAUGUCAAUUGUGUAAAAUGGAAUCCAUCUGGCAACCAAGAACUUAUAUCAUGUAGUGAUGAUGGUGAAAUUAGGGUUUGGAAAUUUGUGGAAGAAUAAAUUACUCUUGUAUUUAUAUGCUGUAUAUUAUUACUUGGUUUACAUAUUCAAUUAUUUUAAGUGAAAUUUUAUGGUGAAUAAAUGGUUGACAUGAAUGUAA